AUGGCUCGCCACGGGGAUACUCGCUCACCAUCUCCUGUAGGCAGCACAUACUCCUCAUCUCGCCGGAUUCGCAGAGAGGAUGAUCGCUACGACAGAACCAGACGGGAUGAAGGACGCGGAUCUCGCAGGUCCCGCAGCCCAGAGGUAGGUGGCAACCGAGUCCGCCAGUCAAUAUUGAAAGUUCACCAUCUAACCCACAACCUGAUACUGCAGCGGCGAUACCGUGAUCGCGAACAUGGCCGGGACAAAGAUGGCUAUCGACGCCGUGACCGCUCGAUAGACCGACGUGAUGAAGACAGCUACCGACCCAACCGACGAGAUCGGUCUCGCGAACGCCGACGGUCCCGAGACCGAGACGACGACCGUGAUUAUCGCCGCCGGAGUCGCGACAGAGAUUACCGAGCCAGGCGAGAUGAUUCACGCGACCGAGACCGCAGGCGCACAGAUGAUUCUGCUGAUUUGAAACACAAACCUAGACGGGGUGACAGCCGUGACCGCGGCGCAAAUCGGCGGUCCCGAUCCCGCACCCAAGAGGUGAGUCGCUGCGGACAUCCCUUCAUCAGGGGGGCGCAUGAUGCUUAUUACUUUCGGCAGCUAUCCAAACCCACAACACCCGCCCCCGCCGCCCAGACCGACGAGCAGAAAAAGGCCGAGAGACUUGCAAAACUCGAGCUGUGGAAGGCGAAACAGGCGGCGGAGCGGGAACGGAAGCAACAAGAGCAGGCAGCGGCUGGUGGUGGACGUGGGAUUCUGGAUGCGAUUGACCGGAAGUCAGGCCUGCCCCCUGCUCUAGGCUCUCCCAAACCUCCGGGAACCCCUACCGACUCGCCCGCUCCUUACGCCGGCAAAUUUGACCCCAAGGCCAUUGCCAAGAAUGCGGCAUCAACUUCAGCAUCAACAACAGCCGCGACCGCUGUACUUGGAACUGACGUUGCGGUCCCGCAAACUGCCAAAGCUCCGGUGAAGCCGUCUGUAAGGCCCGCUGAUUCUGCGUCUGCGCCUUUGAAGGCUAAGGGCAACCUGAGUGGAUUUGGUUUGGGUGCCAAGCAAGCAUUUGAGACCGACAAACCCUCGGCUACUCGAACAUUAGGCUUCGGUGAGGAGGAGUCCACUCGCAAGAAACUGGAGAGGCUACCGACUCCGCCGCUAGAUGACGGCAAAGACACCUUCACUGGCGCGGAUGACGCUGGUGAUGAUGAUGAUGUCGAUAUGCAAGAUGGCGAUAACGAGGAAGAAGCUGCAGCUGCCGCGCGGGCCGCCGCGGAACGGCGAGAAGAGCGGCUUCAAAACCAACAGCCUGAAGCGAAUGGCGAUAUCCACAUGGAAGAUACCUCCAAUCAGGAGGCUGACGCUACCGAGAUGGAGGUCGAUCAAGCUGAGGAAGUCGAUCCUCUGGAUGCAUUCAUGUCAGACCUUGCAGAUACUGUUCCGCCUAGGAAGACGUUUGGUGCCCAGUUCUCGAAAAAGAAAACGACUGAACAGCCCCAAGCUAUCUUUGGCGAUGAGGAUGAUGUGGAUAUCACAGCUGUAGGCGACGAUGAUGCAGACGAUGUUCUUGCCAUGGCAACCAAGAAAAAGAAGAAAGAAAUUCCUGUAAUCGAUCACGCUAAAGUCGAGUACGAACCCUUCCGCAGGAACUUCUACAAUGAGCCUUCACAUCUUACCGAUAUGACUGAAGAGGAGUUGGCAACCCUGCGUCAUGAACUAGACGGUAUCAAAGUACGCGGCCAGGAUAUUCCCAAGCCUGUCCAGAAAUGGGCCCAGUGCGGAUUGGGCGUACAGACACUGGAUGUCGUCGAUCGCUUAGGCUUCGAGGGUCUCACUUCCGUUCAAGCCCAAGCCAUUCCUUGUAUCAUGUCCGGUCGUGACGUGAUUGGUGUUGCAAAGACUGGUUCCGGAAAGACCAUGGCCUUCCUUAUCCCUAUGUUCCGACACAUCAAGGACCAAAGGCCGCUGAGCAAUAUGGAGGGUCCUAUUUCUUUGAUUAUGACGCCGACCCGUGAGCUUGCCACACAGAUCCACAAGGAUUGCAAACCGUUCUUGAAGGCGCUUGGUCUUCGUGCGGUGUGCGCGUACGGCGGCGCUCCCAUCAAAGAUCAGAUUGCUGAGCUGAAGCGUGGUGCGGAGAUUGUUGUGUGUACCCCCGGUCGAAUGAUUGAUCUACUCGCUGCGAACGUCGGCCGAGUGACCAACCUCCGCCGCGUAACGUACGUGGUGCUCGAUGAAGCAGAUCGUAUGUUCGAUAUGGGAUUUGAGCCACAGGUGAUGAAGAUUUUGGCAAAUGUUCGACCAGAUCGGCAAACCGUGCUCUUUUCAGCGACUUUCCCUCGUAACAUGGAGGCACUCGCACGAAAGACACUGAAGAAGCCUAUCGAGAUUAUAGUUGGCGGUAGAAGUGUCGUGGCGCCGGAGAUUACACAGGUCGUCGAGGUCCGCAACGAGGAUCAGAAAUUCGUUCGCCUUUUGGAAUUGCUGGGCAAUUUAUACUCUGAUGACUCGAAUGAGGAUACGCGGGCGCUGAUCUUUGUCGACCGUCAGGAGUCUGCUGAUAACCUGCUGAAGGAGCUGAUGCGAAAGGGAUACCCGUGCAUGUCCAUCCACGGUGGAAAGGAUCAAAUAGAUCGCGACUCCACUAUUGAAGACUUCAAGGCUGGUAUCUUCCCUAUCCUGGUUGCAACCUCCGUUGCCGCUCGUGGCCUGGAUGUUAAGCAGCUGAAGUUGGUUGUCAAUUACGAUGCUCCUAAUCACUUGGAAGACUAUGUCCACCGUGCAGGCCGAACCGGACGUGCAGGGAACACUGGUACUGCCGUCACAUUCCUCACUGAGGAUCAGGAGCGGUACUCCGUGGACAUUGCGAAGGCCCUUAGACAGAGUGGGCAGGAAAUUCCUGAGCCCGUGCAGAAGAUGGUCGACGCGUUCUUGGAGAAGGUCAAGGCUGGCAAAGAAAAAGCCAGUGGCUCUGGGUUUGGCGGUAAAGGCCUGGAACGGCUUGACCAGGAGCGUGAAACCGCGCGUAUGCGCGAGCGUCGAACAUACAAGACCGGCGAGGAAGGUGAGGACGAUGAGGAGAAGGAUGAGAAGGAGAAGAAGGCCGAUGAUGAGCGCUUCAAUAAGGCUCUUUCCUCGGUGCAGUCUGCUGCUGCUCCAGCACCAGCUCCCCUCGUUGGUGUUCCCAAGGGUAUCGACCUGGACGGCAAGAUCACGGUUCACAGGACUGAGAAGGAUCCUGGCGCUGCCUCGAAGAACCCUCUGGACAAGGUUGGAUCAGCCGUUGCCGAUAUCCACGCACGUCUGAGUCGCGCGGGUGUAAUGAGGUCUGGUGUCCCCAUCGACAACCGUGGACCGGAUGCGGGCGCGUUCCAUGCCACACUGGAAAUCAACGACUUCCCCCAAAAAGCUCGUUGGGCCGUUACCAACCGUACGAACGUCGCCAAAAUUCUGGAAGCCAGCGGCACAUCCAUCACUACCAAGGGCAGCUUCUACGCAACUGGCAAGGAGCCCGGGCCGAACGAGAACCCCAAGCUGUAUAUUCUUGUUGAAGGCGAGACGGAGAUCUCCGUCACUAACGCCAUGCGUGAGCUAAUGCGCUUGCUGAAGGAGGGAACCGUGGCCGCCGCCGAUAGCGACGCGCGUGCACCGGCGAGUGGCCGGUAUAGCGUGGUCUAG
Penicillium canariense is the source of this 3666-nucleotide messenger RNA. RefSeq lists its product as uncharacterized. Gene Ontology annotation, cellular component: nucleus. Lineage: Eukaryota; Fungi; Ascomycota; Eurotiomycetes; Eurotiales; Aspergillaceae. The coding region runs from base 1 to 3666 and encodes 1221 amino acids. The transcript has 2 exons. Gene Ontology annotation, biological process: mRNA splicing, via spliceosome. The record is from RefSeq and is a predicted model, not a curated record. Gene Ontology annotation, molecular function: nucleic acid binding; ATP binding.